Molecule: messenger RNA, 2117 nt
Organism: Toxorhynchites rutilus septentrionalis
Lineage: Eukaryota; Metazoa; Arthropoda; Insecta; Diptera; Culicidae
Gene: Zwilch
Product: protein zwilch
Exons: 4
Coding region: 92-1984 (630 amino acids)
Biological process (GO): protein localization to kinetochore; mitotic spindle assembly checkpoint signaling
Cellular component (GO): RZZ complex
Source: RefSeq, a predicted model, not a curated record
UUGAAUUUCAAAAAAGUAAACUGAAAUCGACCGAUUGUGUUCGAAGUUUUAUUUGUGUAAUAGAAUUUAAUUUGAAUUGUCUGUUUUAGCAAUGCCGGCUGAAGUGGUAAAUCUCGCGAAUGUGUACGCCUUCCUGAGAGACUCGUACGAUUCCGUGGAUGUCCUGCUGGCCCCACCACCGACAUACAUCCAGUCUCUGUCGGAAAUCGAUUCAAAAAUUGUGUUCAUCCAUAAAUACGAUGAAGUACGCAGCAAAGCCACUCUCGAUGGUGGCAAUCGCUUCAGCCCAAAAGUAAAGGAUACCUCACAGGUGGAUUUGGACCUGACGGGUUCACCCCUCAAGGAUGAUGUGAAACUGGAAGAUUUAAACAUGUCAACCGAUCAGAAUGGGCUAGUUUGUUUCGAGAAUCCAUGGCUCGAACGGGAGGAAUGUUACGCUCCCAUCCCCGUCGAGAAAGCACGUCCCAUUCUUCAGGAGGUGUUGAAUAGUGGCGCUGCGGGAUCUGGUCAUUUGUGGGCCCUCUGUGACGGCAAGGAUAUGGAUCAGACGCUGCUUUUGCAGGUGGAAAUCAACACGAUGAAUAAAUUCGUUAGGGGAGUGGUUAAACUGCUUGGUUACUUUCCGGAAGAGCAGCUAACGAUGGUGAAACUGCAGCGGAUUCACGAUACCAGGGCGCCAGGAUUCACGAAGGAGUUGGAGACCAGUAUUGAGCUAUGGUACAAAAUACAGUCUCACAUCAGCGUGAAGCUUCGCUGGAUAACUAAUUCAGAGCAUCCUUCAUUCCUCAUCAACAAGAAGGCGGACAUUGUUCUCCGCCAAGCAAUACAAGUGAAUGAUACCCAAUCCGUGGCGGAAUAUUUUUGGAGCCAAUUACACUUGCUGGAUAUCAUCAAGGACAGGAUUCUACAGGUACGGAGCGAGGGCAAGACAAACUUAGAGGACGAAUGGUUCGCCGGGACUUUAGAUGUCGAUCUCAUCGAGGAGAAAGUUCACAAGAUUUUGACGGAGUUUUGCGUCGUUGAGUCCACCGAAUAUAAGUUGGCUCAGAUUGGCUCGAUUGUAGAGCGUGUCAAGAAUCGAUCAGCUGCGGAUGUAACCGAUCGAUUAUGGAGUGUGCUCAAAUAUUGUUCCUGCUAUGACGACUUGAAGGAUGUUCUAACGUUUAUUUUUAAAGCCGCUUCCAGAAGCUAUCUUGCGAACAUUCCCAGCAACAACAAUCGCCUGGCACAACUGAUCAAAUCGAUUGCUCAGGGGAGGUUGGCGAUCCCGAUCCUCACGGGAGCCGAGCCGUUGGAACUUUUGUUGGAAAUCGGGUUGGAAAAGAUUUUCAAAGACUAUCAGAUAAUUUUCCACGAAAGCAAAAUUUGCAAUCUCGACUUGGCGAACGUUGGCAAAACGACGAACGUCCGCCACGAUUCCAUGAAAGUCUCGAGAGCUUCUAGCAUCCGCAAGUCCAUGUAUGAGGCUGUCCCGUCUUCCCAGAGCCGGAAGACGGCAUUACUCUCCAAUCCGGGCGACACAAAACAGCUCGAUGAUGACGAUGAUGGCGCCAUACGGAAUAGUUAUUUCAACGAGGAUGAGGCAAAUAUGAGGAUCGCAAAACUGGCCCAAAUUCAUAUGCUUCUGGAGCAUUUGCUCUCGAUUGAGACUCAUCUGAAGCUGACCAGUAUAUAUCCGCAAGUGGCUGAGGAAUAUUUUGCCCGACCAACGGUUUGCUUUGAGGAGAUGCGAUCCCGCAAGACGGAUCGGUUGGAGAUUCCGAUUUUAAACAACAAAAUUAUUGAGCUGGUAGAGAACUCAUCGCCAUACAUCAGGAGGGUGGGGAUGGCGAGCAAGAGCAAGUUCCGGACGGUGCAGAGUGUAUUUUAUCAGAGUACUGAUCCUAUUCUGCCCACGAAUUUGUUCAGUCAGCUGAAAUCCGAUGAGACGGACGUCAAAAAUGGUUACUGGUGUCUAGAGUAUACCAAGAUCAUCAAUCAUUGAAUACCUGGGAAUGUCACUGAUGGUAGUUUAAGUUCUCAAUAAGGAUGUUGUGAGAUGUAUUGUAAUUAUUAUUAACAGUUUAUCUUCGAUGUGUGAAUGUUGAAUCGUAUAAUAUAUGUAAGAUUUUAAUGAA